ACAUCCCGAGCCGUCAGCUCACCACUUCCUCUGGCUGCUGCGAAACUUCUCAGGCGGCGGCGGCGGCGCGGGACUGUGGCCGGGGCAGCGCCCCGGGGAGCGGCAGGCACUGACCGGAGCUGCUGCUGGGUUCCAUUUGCCUUCCCUCAGGGCUGAAAGCCCAGCAAGGGGACCGCACCAGCCACAGGUGGGGAGAACAGGUGCCCAGCCAGCCAACUGCAAUGGAGCAGGUCAGCUCCUUCUUUGACUCACUCUGGAAUCUCAUUCACACCAAGCACCAGGAAGGCAUUUUCAACACCAUCUGCCUGGCAGUGCUGUUGGGGCUGCCCGUCCUUGUCCUCCUCGUCCUCCUCGUCAUCUGCUGUCACUGCUGCUUCUGUAGACAGCAGACCAAAGGCAGCAUCAACAGCAGCAGCAGCAAUGGGCAGGUCCCAGCAGAGAGGAACAAAAAGAGGAAAAAGAAGGGUGAAGAGGACCUGUGGAUCUCGGCUCAGCCCAAGCUCCUCCUGCUGGACAAGACACCAUCGCUGCCUGUCUAGUCGGAGGGACGGAGCCAAGACCCUCCUCCCCAGGGAGCCCUUCUGGCCACGUGCUGCAAGGAGAUGUUGUGAUGGCUCCGUCUCUUUUGAUAAUGACUUUAAAACCAGGACUUUCAGGACAAGCCAGAAACUAGUGAGAGCACGGAGACAUCACGAGAAGGCACGCAGUCCAGCAUAUCUUUACAUGCACACCCAGAACUGGACUAGGCAGCUUGCUCCAGGACACACACAUCCAUGUGCACAAGGACGUGCAUGCGCUCACAUGUACAAGCAUUCACGCAGCUAUGAGCACAUGGAUAUUCACCUUCAUGUGCACAACAUACCUGCACUCCCAUGCAAAUGAACCCAAUGUCACGUGCACAAAGCCAUGCGUGCCCAGGGAUGUGCACCCCGACAGGCACAUGAACAUACAUGUACACAAGAACAUAUACGCAUGCACUUGAAAACUAACCCACCCUGGCACUCCUCUGCACACGCACGGGCUCUUGCUCCUGCACAGACAUGAACACAUGGUUACAGCACAAUGAAAAGGGUUUUCCUUCACAUCCUGGCAAGCUAUUGCUUCACAACUCCUGAAGACACAGGUAUCCAGCCCACUGCUGGAGCUUCCCAUGGGGCUUCCUAACCCAGCCCUGCCUUACAGGCCAAAAGACGCUCCCCCAAGGCAGCAAAGCAGCCACCCCUAUUGCUGGCAGCCACCCCCAUAACAGAGGAUGGCAAGAACAGAUCAAAAGUGGCACAGUAAGAGACUGAAACCUUUGCACUGGCACUAUAAAGCCCGUCUAAGACUGGCCUUGGUACAGACUGGUCCUUUGGCAGCUUGUUCUGCUGCAGAGAAGGUGGCUUCAUUUCUAUACAGCAGCGAGAGAGAAGACUCCAGCUAAUUCUGCACAGAAGCUUGGCUCCAGCAUUAGAGUUAUUUAUUUAAUGACUACUAGAAAGGGUUCAUUCAUGGAACCCAUGUAUACUAGUCGGGCCCCGGAACAUUGACUCCAUGCAAUAACUUAGGCCAUGCACCCCCCCGGCACGCUAGACACACACGCAGGCAGAGCCACACUCCCACAGACACACAGGCAUGCCCAUGUAGCACACCCAGACAGUGGUACACACAAAUGGGCACACACAGGGAGUAGCUCCUGCCAUCCAGCUGUGCCGCUGGUCCAGGGAGCACUGCAAGGGCAGCUGGCUCUGGAAUACAGCACGAAGACAUAGAAGGGAGCCUGAAAUCCAGAUACACUUCGUACCUCCUGCCCCAUCCCGCCCUAAGAGACAUUGUCCCAGACAGAACCCCCCACAGUCAGCAGGCCACAGUCAUCUGUGCCCCCUGCUCCACCUCUGACCCCAACCAUGCCCUCUUUGACUGCAGUCUAUUUCCCAGGGGUCCUGCCUGACUCCUCCCCGUGCAUGCACUAUUAUCAUCAAGGUUUAUUUAAGUCACAUUUACAUGGUUUGCAAAUAAACAGAGUGGGUGGAUGCCAUCAUCUUUCCAACAAGCCAGUGCAAGAGACAAAUAUUUUUGCUCUAAAGGCUCUGCUGGGAACAUUCUGCUUUAGUUUAUUUUUAGCCUCCAGAGCAGACUACCCAGACAGUUCAGGGAAGCACACAAACCCAUCCGGAUCAGCCCUGGUGGAGCAUGCCAAAUGGUACAGCCUCCAGCAUGGCAGACUCCUGUGUGGUGACCUCAUCUGCAGCAGGGUGUCUCACCCACCCUCCACUAGAAGAGCUCUCUGACUCUAGGAUACCCUUCUGCUAGGGUAAGCAGGCAGCAGGGCGAGCUGGCUGGGGCUUACAGAAUCAGCCACUUCUGCUGUGCCAUCAAAGUGCAGCCCAAUUUGUCCGACUUUGUGACAUCACUUCAUGGGGUUUGGCCCUCACUCAACUGUGUUGUUCGGAGCCUCAACCCCAGACGACUCCUCACCCAUGCCUUUAAGUAGAUGCCUUUCAGCUCCUUCAUUCACUUCAUCUCCAUUAAAAAAAAAAAAAAAUACACAGGGACCCCCCAAUUUCAAGGCUGAGAGGCAACAAAUAAGAGUCAGAUUUUAGCUUAAACAGCCUUAAGGGAAACCUGAUCCUAGAUACCAACUCUCCCUGAACAUCUCUGGCCCAGCUUCUGCUCUGGGAUAUUUGAUUAUAAAAUUACAUCAUUUUGGAAACAGAGAGAGAAAUAAUCUCUCUCUCCCUCUCUCACACACAAAACUAGAGCUAGAGGAAAACAUAACUGGGGGUACAAGCACUUACUGGCUGGCAGAGAGGAAAAUAUAGCUAGUUGUGACAUGGCUACCUUUGGGCUACAGCUGUUUUGCUCUGCCAUAGUUAAAAGACCCAGAAAGGCAUCCCGGAAAAAUGCUUCCUGUGGGGGCCCUCAACCCUGUCAGGACCAGAGAGUCAAAAGAAAGGGCCGUGUCUGCAUAUAGGAACUCUACUACGGGCCCAAACCAUUAAAUCCAAACAUGCCCAAACUUUGGGGAAGUUCAACUUUAUAGCCCUGAGCCAUCUCUUUAAUGGACUGAACCCACCAGCCCAGAACUCCAGCUCCUGAUGACUUGGCCCCAUCUCUAUCCACUACAUACAGUCAAACGAGCAAAGCUCAGGAAGCUACCUUGUAUGAGAGCCAUCCUCUUGGCCAAUACCAGGGAUCGAACCAGCACUUCCAGAACUGAAAGUGAGAGCGUCUGUAGCUUGAGCUGCUGAAUACCCCAUCCUCUAUGGGUCUGUGUGACACAUGCUAACCAGUAGGUUCCAUCUGCACAGCCAACAACAAAGCAGUGUCUGAUGCACGUUCAGUACACCCUGGUAAGGCCCACCUGGGCUCAGGUUCCUACAGCUAGCUCUGCCACUGUGGAGAAUAGCCUCUGCCUUGCAGACAGUUCUUCAUGUGCAUGCAUCUGGAUUUCAGCAUCGGCCUCUUCUGCACAGUUCAUGCUCAAGAAAAAUUUUUAAAAUAAAACUUUUUUUUUUUCAAA
Caretta caretta (loggerhead turtle) is the source of this 3502-nucleotide messenger RNA. Its product is annotated as KIAA0040 ortholog. Lineage: Eukaryota; Metazoa; Chordata; Testudines; Cheloniidae. The record is from RefSeq and is a predicted model, not a curated record.